Messenger RNA from Pisolithus orientalis, 1110 nucleotides. RefSeq lists its product as uncharacterized. Lineage: Eukaryota; Fungi; Basidiomycota; Agaricomycetes; Boletales; Pisolithaceae. The record is from RefSeq and is a predicted model, not a curated record. Gene Ontology annotation, molecular function: oxidoreductase activity, acting on the aldehyde or oxo group of donors, NAD or NADP as acceptor; NAD binding. The transcript is spliced from 11 exons. The coding region runs from base 139 to 1110 and encodes 323 amino acids.
AUUGCUAAGCACAACACUUUGCUCAGUCAGCAGUGAUGCGAGUAACACAUAUAAACGCGGUCAACAAGUUCAUAGGACAAAGUACCUACCAAGUUUUCCCCGCAGUUCAACAGAAUCAUAUCGGUCUAAAUAACUACUAUGGCUUCAACGAGCAAACGCACUAUCUUUUUCACGGGUGCUACAGGUUAUGUUGGCGGCACAGUGCUCACGCGCCUCAUUGACCACCCUACUUUUGCCAACUCCGAGAUCACCCUGUUGAUUCGUCCUUCGAAGAAGGACAAAAUCUCCGCUCUUCACUCCCUAGGGCUCAACACCGUCCUUGGUUCCUAUAACGACCUCGAUAUUCUUGAGGAACAGGCAUCGAAAGCUGACAUUGUGUUCUCCGUUGCGGACGCAGAUAAUUUAGCCGCGACGGGUCAGCAACCUCUGCUUAUACACACUUGGAAAGGUGUGCUGGUGGACGAUGCUAAGGGCCUGUACCCCACCGACGUUAUCUAUGAUGACUUGAAUCCAGACCAGAUCGAUGCUCUCGCUAUCACCCAGCUUGCACAGGAAUAUAAAGAGAACUAUGUCAAGGCCUAUAUCAUUCUCCCUCCGACGAUCUACGCACUGGCGAAAACAAGAUUCGUCGGUCUUGGGCUGCAGAAUCCCCGUUCUCUGCAAAUCCCGCAGCUUAUUCGUGCGGGGCUUCUUAAAGGCCAAGGGGGAAUGGUAGGCAAGGGCGAAAAUGUCUGGCCCAAUGUCCACAUCGAUGACAUUGCCGACUUGUACAUAAUCGUGUAUGAAAAUGCACUAUCAGGAAAGGCAGGUCACGGCCGGGAAGGAUUCUACUUCGGUGAAAAUGGGGAGCAUAAACUGUACGACCUGAGCAAGGUCGUUGCGCAGGAACUUUACAACGUCGGAAGGGGAAAGUCUCCAGAGCCAGCUCCUUUCACCGAGGAAGACUACAAGCGUCCUGAGAAUUUUGGUCUUGAGUUCCUUGGGACGAACGCCAGAUGCCUCGCACGAAGGGCUCGCGCGCUGGGUUGGAAGCCCAAAUAUACUACAGAGGAUGCAUUCAAGAGCAUCAAGCCUGAGGUCGAGUACGCGAUCCAGAGUGGAAAUUACUGA